Messenger RNA from Medioppia subpectinata, 855 nucleotides. The record is from the annotation of a GenBank genome assembly. Lineage: Eukaryota; Metazoa; Arthropoda; Arachnida; Sarcoptiformes; Oppiidae.
CCGAUUCCGUCAGAUCUGAAGGUUAACUCUGAGUGCAAGUCAUCGCUUCAGUGCUUACUCUUCAUCCCAAACAGCCAUUGCGAUUGGGAUGCGAGGGUCUGCACGUGUCAGCCCUAUUACAUCCUCUACAACGAGACCACUUGUCUGCCGGGUCCGAUUCCGACAGAUCUGAAGGUUAACUCUGAGUGCAAGUCAUCGCUUCAGUGCCUACUCUUCAUCCCAAACAGCCAUUGCGAUUGGGAUGAGAGGGUCUGCACGUGUCAGCCCUAUUACAUCCUCUACAACGAGACCACUUGUCUGCCGGCGUCUUUGUUGGGCUUCGGGUGUAGUAUUGACUCUCAAUGUACUCUAAAAGUGCCAAACAGUCAGUGCUUGGAUGGGAUCUGUCAAUGCAAACAAGACUUUAUACCAUUGAGAAGAGACAAGUGUUUGCCCCCUGCAAAAGUGGAGGACUACUGUCUGAAUGACCAACAGUGCCGACUGUCCGACAAAUACACGCAUUGCAAGUAUAUUAUACCCAGAAUUUACGGCAAAUGCAAGUGUCCGCUGACCAACACUCUCACCAAAGACGACAACAAAUGUCUUCCCAAUCUGCAGACGCGUUGUUUCGACGACAUGGAUUGCAAAAUGGCUACAAAUAACUCGUAUUGUAAACCAAAUGCCAAUUCUUUGGCAUUAGAUAAGGACUCGCAGUGCAUGUGUUUGGAUGGGUUUGAGAUGACGGAAGACAAGCUUCACUGUAAACCACUGCCAACUACUCCCAAACCUUCAGCCGCUCCAAUAAAUAGUAUCGAUUCCGAGGACUCGGACGCGGAUGAGAGUGCCUUCACUAUAGAUCCGGUAUCUCUUGGAAAG